Messenger RNA from Postia placenta MAD-698-R-SB12, 1257 nucleotides. RefSeq lists its product as hypothetical. Gene Ontology annotation, molecular function: aspartic-type endopeptidase activity. The record is from RefSeq and is a predicted model, not a curated record. The coding region runs from base 1 to 1257 and encodes 418 amino acids. Lineage: Eukaryota; Fungi; Basidiomycota; Agaricomycetes; Polyporales; Adustoporiaceae. The transcript is spliced from 11 exons. Gene Ontology annotation, biological process: proteolysis.
AUGUUGACCCGGUCUUCGUUACUCUUACAGGUUCUGCUGCUGCUUGGCUCAACCACGGGCAUUCCGAUCGGCACUCCGGACCUACUGUCGACAGCACCCGGAGGCUACUUGCUGCAGAGCUCUCCAAUCCCUCUGCCGUUUACCCGGCUCAUCAACCCCAACAGGAAAGCUCAACUUCCUCAGGCCGACAGACAGCGGUUCCAGUCGCUUUACGGGAAUGCUCAAGGCAGCACGCCGGAUCAAGAGGCGGCUGUGUUUAACGUACCCAGCACUUUUCAAGUAGUCAGCUAUGUUGCCACUGUGGGCAUUGGUAACCCUCCUACCAACUAUUCGUUGCUCAUUGAUACCGGAAGCUCAAACACCUGGGUCGGCGCGAAUAAGACCUUCGAGUCUACUAGUUCAACUAUUCCGACGGGCGGGCUCUUCUCCGUCGAGUAUGGUUCUGGAUUCGUGGCAGGAUUCGAGGUCGAGGAUGUGGUAACAUUGGCAUAUGAGCUUACCAUCAAAAACCAGUCGAUUGGAGUGGCUGUUUUCGCGGAAGGAUUCGAUGGUGUAGACGGCAUUCUGGGGAUUGGUCCUGUAGACCUGACGCAAGGAACCAACGUCCCUAAUAUCAACGAGAAAACUUCGACCGUGACCGACAAUGCAUGGUUUCAGGGACUCCUUGCCGCGUAUGAGGUUGGGAUAGGAUUCGCCCCAGCUGACAAUGGCGAGCUUACCUUCGGCGGCACCAAUCCGACUAGGUACACAGGUAACAUCAACUAUGUUCCGAUCACAUCCACUAAACCGGCGGGCAACUUUGUCGGCAUAAACCAAACGGUGUCAUAUGGCGGCGUAGAGAUCCUUCACAAUGCCGCAGGCAUCGUCGACACCGGGACGACACUGCUAUUACUAGCAACAGAUGCCUUCAACAUGUAUAAAGCCCAGACUGGAGCCACGCUCGAUGAGCGGUCGGGGUUACUCAAGGUCACGCCGGAGCAAUAUGGGCAGAUGAACAGCCUGUACUUCGACAUCGGGGGCCGAAGAUACGAGCUCACACCCAAUGCGCAAAUCUGGCCCCGGACGCUAAACGAAGAGAUUGGUGGCGACAAGGACGGGAUCUAUCUAGUGGUUGCUGACAGCGGGAACGCGGCAGGAAGCGGCCUCGAUUUCAUCGACGGGAUGGUCUUCCUGGAGCGGUACUACCUUGUGUACGAUGUGGGAAACUCCCUCGUUGGGUUCGCUACUACCACAAAUACAUACUCAAAUGUAAAUUGA